AUGAUUUGGGAAGGCUCAAAGAGGAAUCAACUGAUUCUUGGAACCCCAUUCCUUGCUACAGCUGGAGCGGUCCUAAACUACUUUGGGAAUCAUCUAUCUUUUGGCCACAUCCGGCAAGAUAUCUUUUUCCCAAGUGUAAAUUUCAGGUCAGUGCCAAGUGCGACCAAGCUACCACCAGAAGAAGCCACUCUCAUACCUAAGAAAGAAGCUAUGCUGCAUGGAGAAAGAAGAGAGAAUAUCAACUCCAUCUUACUUCCAACCUUUGACGAGUAUGGAGCUGAAGAGGAGACUAAUGGUGCACCUAAUCUCUUUCACAAGAUAAGAAUCUUUACACCAAAAGAUUCGGAGCUUAAAGGUGACCAAUCCAUUGAAGAGAAGCUUGAGAGAACUAUGAAGCUUUUCCCCAAGGCAUUGGUUUUCAAAGAUGAUGUGAGAGAUGACAUGGCGCGACAACACCACCACAAGAAUCCACUGAACCGGAGAAUGGAGAAGCUAAAGGGAUCCUUUGCCCUUCAGCCACUCUUCACCACGAUUGAAAGAAAGAAAAGGAGUCAAGCUAAAUGA
Messenger RNA from Microthlaspi erraticum, 564 nucleotides. The record is from the annotation of a GenBank genome assembly. Lineage: Eukaryota; Viridiplantae; Streptophyta; Magnoliopsida; Brassicales; Brassicaceae.